AUGACGUGUUUACUGUGUGCAGCUGGAGACGAGACAGUCACACUGCAGGAAGUGGAAGGAACCACUAUAACUCUCCAUACUGGGAUAACUGGAAUUCAGAGUGAUGCUCAGAUUCAGUGUUUCUAUGGACCUGAGAAAGCAGAGGAAAAGAUAUUGAUCAGUCAGGUGUUUAAAGGAGAAACUGUGACAGAAAUCAGUGAGAGAUUUAAAGAGCGACUGCAGUUGGACAGAAUCAGUGGAGCUUUAACCAUCAGGAACAUCAGCAGAAACCUUUCUGGAGUUUAUUUAUUGCAAGUUCUUACUGGACGUCUCUCAUCCAGGACUUUCAGUGUCACUGUUUAUGGUUUACUGUGUGCAGCUGGAGACGAGACGGUCACACUGCAGGAAGUGGAAGCAACCACUAUAACUCUCCAUACUGUGAUAACUGGAAUUCAGAGUGAUGCUCAGAUUCAGUGGUUUUAUGGACCUGAGAAAGCAGAGAGAAAGACACUGAUCAGUCAGGUGUUUAAAGGAGAAACUGUGACAGAAAUCAGUGAGAGAUUUAAAGAGCGACUGCAGCUGGACAGAAUCAGUGGAGCUUUAACCAUCAGGAACAUCAGCAGAAACCUUUCUGGAGUUUAUUUAUUAAACGUCAUCAGUGAACAUCUCUCAUCUAGGACUUUCAGUGUCAGUGUUUAUGCUCCAGUAUCAGCUCCAGUAAUCAGAAAUCAAAGAGGAAAGCGAAGCGUGUCUUCUACAGAGCCGUGUUUCCUCCUGUGCUCUGUGGAGAAUGGAGAAGAUAUGAAGUUAUCCUGGUACAGAGAGAAUGAGAGAAUCUCCAUCACCAAUAACACAGAUCUCUGUGUUCCCCUCAAUCUCACACUUCAGAUACAACACCCAGAGAAUAACACGAACUCUUAUAUCUGUGUGUCUGCAAACCCUGUCAGCAAUAAAACAACUUCUCUCAACAGCACCCAGCUCUGUAAUUAUAACUCAGGACAAACUGAUCGUUCCCGUUCAUUGCUCCCUGUCCUGAUAUCUACUGGAGUUUUCCUGUUAUUAAUAUCCAUACCUGUGUGGGUUUGGCUAAAGAGAAAACACAACAAGUUUCUGAAAAAACUUGGGGAACUGACUUACACUGAGGUGGAAUUUACAGCUCGCAGUGCAGAGAGAGUUAAAAAGGAAGAAGAUUCGAGAAUAACGGAUGAUGAUCAAGAGCAGAAAACCUUCGUGCUGUAUUCAGUGAUGAAGAGACUCUCAUAAUUCAAUACAUCCUUCUUUUGUUUUGGUCACAAAUGAUCUCUGUAUUCUGGAAACCACUGAUAUGUUUACAUCAUGUAUAUUCGGUUUAAUAGGAAUUAAAGUUUUCAUGAUGAUAUUACAAGAAGUAGAUUCCACGGCACGGUGGUGUAGUGGUUAGCAUGGUCGCCUUACAGCAAGAAGGUUCCGGGUUCAAACCCAGCGGCUGGCAAGGGCCUUUCUGUGUGGAGUUUGCAUGUUCUCCCCGUGUCUGCGUGGGUUUGCUCUGGGUGCUCCGGUUUCCCCCACAGUCUAAAGACAUGCAGUUAGGUUGACAUACGGCAGCCUUGGGCUGAGGUGCCCUUGAGCAAGGUACCUGACCCCUGACUGCUCCCUGGGCGCUUUGGUGUGGCUGCCCACUGCUCUGAGUGUGUGCGUGUUCACUGCUUCAGAUGGAUUAAAUGCAGAUGAUGAAUUUCACUGUGCUUGAAGUGUGCAUGUGAUGAAUAAUAAAGGUUUCUUCUUCUUCCA
Messenger RNA from Neoarius graeffei (lesser salmon catfish), 1749 nucleotides. RefSeq lists its product as uncharacterized. The coding region runs from base 1 to 1242 and encodes 413 amino acids. Lineage: Eukaryota; Metazoa; Chordata; Actinopteri; Siluriformes; Ariidae. The record is from RefSeq and is a predicted model, not a curated record. The transcript has 7 exons.